UCCCCCCGCCGCCGCCAUUUUGUGUGUGUGCAGUGUGCGUGACCUUAGCGGCGGCGCCCCCUCCCGGCCUCGGACCUCCGAGAUGGCGCCGAAGGUGCUCGGCAGCGCGCUGGUCACCGCCAAAUGGCUCUCGGAGGCCGUGCGGGCCGGGCGGGUGGGAACGAGCCUGCGGGUACUGGACGCCUCCUGGUACCCGCCGCAGGAGCGAAAUGCUCGGCAGGAGUUCAAGGAGAGGCACAUCCCCGGGGCGUCCUUCUUCGACAUCGAGGAGUGCCGGGACAAAUCCUCCCCCUAUACCUUCAUGCUGCCCAGCGAGUCCCACUUCGCCGACUACGUGGGGCGCCUGGGGGUCAGCAAUGACACCCACGUGGUGGUGUACGACGGGGAUAAGCUGGGCACCUUCUACGCCCCCCGCGCCUGGUGGAUGUUCCGGGCCUUUGGGCACAAAGAGGUUUCAGUGCUGAACGGUGGCUUCAAGAACUGGGUGAAGGAGGGCCACCCGGUCACGGCGGAGGUCAGCCAGCCCGCCCCAGCCAUCUUUAAGGCCAGGCUGAACACAGCCCUGCUGAAGACCUUCGAGGAGAUGAUGCAUAAUGUGGGGUCCCUGCGGUUCCAGGUGGUGGAUUCCCGCCCUGAGGGCCCAUUCCGGGGUACCGAGCUGGACCAAGGGCUGGAAUCUGGUCACAUCCCUGGUGCUGUGAACAUACCCUUCCACUCAUUCCUAACAGAAACUGGCCAUGAGAAGAGUAUUGAGGAGAUCCAACAAAUAUUCCAUGAGAAGAAAAUAGAUCUCUCAAAGCCACUGACGGCCACAUGCCACAAAGGUGUCACGGCAUGUCACAUUGCCUUGGCAGCCUACCUGUGUGGCAAGCGUGAUGUGGCUGUUUAUGAUGGUUCCUGGUCAGAGUGGAUCUACCGUGCCCCACCUCGCUACAAGGUCUCUGAGUUGAAGCGCAAUAAGGCCUAGAGGGAGAGUUGUUUCUUGGGCAAUGAGAUCUAGCAGCUGUCUCCAGCCCAGAGUACAGGGAAAGGGAGGAGGCAGAAGUAGAGAAAAAAUAUACUGAUUUAUGUUUUGCUAGUUUCUCUAAGUAUGAUCAGUAGAUUUCUAUUGAUCUUCAGGUUUCUCACAGUGAAUAAAAUAUAAGGCGAUGAA
This is a messenger RNA of Phalacrocorax carbo (great cormorant), 1153 nucleotides long. The record is from RefSeq and is a predicted model, not a curated record. Lineage: Eukaryota; Metazoa; Chordata; Aves; Suliformes; Phalacrocoracidae.